Messenger RNA from Hippocampus zosterae (dwarf seahorse), 1059 nucleotides. RefSeq names its product homeodomain-interacting protein kinase 2-like. Gene Ontology annotation, molecular function: ATP binding; SMAD binding; transcription coactivator activity. The record is from RefSeq and is a predicted model, not a curated record. Gene Ontology annotation, cellular component: nucleus; cytoplasm; PML body. Gene Ontology annotation, biological process: positive regulation of transcription by RNA polymerase II; intrinsic apoptotic signaling pathway in response to DNA damage by p53 class mediator; smoothened signaling pathway. Lineage: Eukaryota; Metazoa; Chordata; Actinopteri; Syngnathiformes; Syngnathidae. The coding region runs from base 16 to 1059 and encodes 347 amino acids. The transcript has 6 exons.
GUGCUAUGGACAAAGAUGGACAUCAUCUCCCCCCCCAGUGAAGCCGCAUACCGCCUGCGCCCGGGAGCCAGGCUUCAUUCGCCAUUCGCCGGCUACAAGGUGCUCUCCGUUAAGGGCGAGGGUACCUUUGGCAAAGUGGCCAAAUGUCGCAAAGCGGAUACCAACAAGACGGUGGCGGUGAAGAUGAUCAGGGACCAGGGAAACUUUGCUGUGCAGGCCAGGUUUGAGAUUGAGGCACUGCAGAAAAUCCAAAUGCUGGAAAACUACACGAGUCACCUGGUCCAGUGGAUGAGCACUUUCAGCUACAUGGGCUACAUUUGCCUGGAAUUUGAAUACCUGGACAAGAGUCUUUUCGAUUUCAUGAAGGAGCGACAUUUCAAGCCUCUCCAAGUCAAGGAGAUCCGACCCAUCGUCCACCAGCUCGCGAAGGCUCUGGAUCACCUAAAGGGUGCCCGGAUGAUUCACGCCGACCUCAAGUUGGAGAACAUCAUGUUCAUCAACCAUCAGCAGCAGCCCUACCGCGUCAAAGUCAUCGACUUCGGCCUGACGCAUGACAUCGCAGACGCCAGACCGGGCUCGUACAUUCAAAGCCGCCCUUACCGGUCUCCGGAGGUCUUGGUUGGGGCGCCGUACGACGAGGCUAUCGACAUUUGGUCCAUGGGCUGCGUGACUGCUUUUCUGUACACGGGUACACUGAUUUUCCCGGGCAAGAAUGACUACGAAAUGAUAACGUACAUCACAGGGACUCAAGGAGCCUUUCCAGACAGCCUUCUGGUCUCUGGAAAGAAGACGGAACACUUUUUCCAUCAGGAAAGUGAAACCAGUCUGUGGAGCCUGAAGACGUCGGAAACGUACCAGCAAGAGACCGGAAUAGCAGUCAGGAUGGCCGAGAAGUUCCAGUUGAGCUCUCUCGACCAUCUCCUCCAAGUAGGCUCGGAAAAAAUGUCUCGGGAGAAUCUUCACCAGGUUUCUCAUCAUGAGUUCUGUUCUCCAGCUCCAGCAGUUCCAGUGGUGUUACACCAGACACCCCUCGGACCAGGUUGUGUACUCGGCCGAUAA